GGCGGGUGGUCGCCCGGAGACUCCGCACCUCGGAGUGACGUCCUGCUGCAGUGCCGCUGCCUGCGCUGCCCGAGCUCGUCAAUGGAGCUGGAAAACAUCGUUGCCAACACCGUUUUGCUGAAAGCCAGGGAAGGGGGUGGAGGGAAACGAAAAGGCAAAAGCAAAAAGUGGAAGGAAAUCCUGAAAUUCCCUCACAUUAGCCAGUGUGAAGAUCUCCGAAGAACAAUAGAGAGAGAUUACUGCAGCAUAUGUGAAAAGCAGCCCAUUGGAAGGCUUCUGUUUCGGCAGUUCUGUGAAACUCGGCCCGAGCUCGAGUGCUGCAUUAGGUUCCUUGACUCGGUGGCAGAAUAUGAAAUUGCUCCAGAUGAAAAGCUGGGAGAGAAAGGAAAGGAAAUCAUGAUGAAAUACCUCACCCCAGAGUCUCCAGCCUAUGUUCCCGAAGUCAGUCAAGAACUUAUCCAGCAGACAGAGGAGAAACUCGAAAACAGCCCCUGCAAAGAGCUGUUCUCUCCCUGCACAAAAUCUGUCCUUGACCACCUCAGUGGGGAACCAUUCCAAGAGUACCUAAACAGCAUGUACUUCGACAGGUUUCUCCAGUGGAAGUGGUUGGAAAGGCAACCAGUAACAAAAAACACAUUUCGGCAGUACAGGGUACUGGGGAAAGGCGGCUUUGGGGAGGUCUGCGCCUGCCAAGUGCGAGCCACGGGGAAGAUGUACGCCUGCAAGAGAUUAGAGAAGAAGAGGAUAAAGAAGAGGAAAGGCGAAUCCAUGGCACUCAAUGAGAAGCAGAUUUUAGAAAAAGUCAAUAGUCAGUUUGUAGUCAAUUUAGCCUAUGCCUAUGAAACAAAGGAUGCACUGUGUUUAGUUCUGACCAUAAUGAACGGAGGUGACCUGAAGUUUCAUAUCUACAACAUGGGAAACCCAGGCUUCGAGGAGGAAAGAGCUUUGUUUUAUGCAGCAGAGAUUCUCUGUGGCUUGGAAGACCUACACAGAGAAAAUACUGUGUACAGAGAUCUGAAGCCAGAAAAUAUCCUGCUGGAUGAUUAUGGCCAUAUUAGAAUAUCUGAUUUGGGUCUGGCUGUUAAAAUCCCCGAGGGUGAAUCAAUCCGUGGAAGAGUAGGAACAGUAGGGUAUAUGGCUCCAGAGGUGCUGAACAACCAGAGAUACACACUCAGCCCUGACUACUGGGGGCUAGGCUGUCUCAUUUAUGAAAUGAUUGCUGGGCAAUCGCCGUUCCGUGGAAGGAAAGAGAAGGUGAAGAGGGAAGAAGUGGACAGAAGAGUGCUGGAGACAGAGGAGGUGUACUCCCAUAAGUUCUCUGAGGAGGCCAAGUCCAUCUGUAAAAUGCUCCUCACCAAAGACGUGAAGCAGCGGCUGGGAUGUCAAGGGGAAGGUGCAGCAGAAGUGAAGAGACAUCCCUUCUUCAAGAGCAUGAACUUCAAGCGGUUAGAAGCAGGAAUGCUGGAUCCUCCCUUUGUGCCUGAUCCCAGAGCAGUGUACUGCAAAGAUGUGUUAGAUAUUGAGCAGUUCUCCACAGUGAAAGGAGUUAACCUGGACCAAACAGAUGACGAUUUCUAUUCCAAGUUUUCCACAGGAUCAGUGUCUAUUCCAUGGCAAAAUGAGAUGAUAGAAACAGAGUGCUUCAAGGAGCUGAAUGUAUUUGGACCAAAUGGUACUAUUUCACCAGACCUAAACAAAAGCUACCCCCCAGAGCCACCCAAGAAAGGAUUGCUACAGAGAAUAUUUAAGCGACAGCAUCAGAACAAUUCAAAGAGUUCUCCAAAUUCAAAGGCCAGUUUAAAUCAUCACAUAAAUUCAAAUCAUGUAAGUUCAAACUCCACUGGAAGCAGCUAGUUCCAACUCAGUCCUAUGAAACAACAUAUUGCAUCCUUCCACUAUAAUCUCUGGAGCUUCUGUGGAUGAGAGAGCCUCCACCAUUGAGUGAAAAAAAGAAAAUCUGGAUCUCCCAAAAUGGAGAUUUUCUAUCCAUUCCUUCCAGUGGAGCCUCACAUUUUAAGAAGAAAUUUCCACUCAGGUCUGUUUUUGGAGGUGGCACUCAAGACUGUGUGAAUCAAAUUUGUCUCUUUAGAACAUUGCAAUAGAAAUUCAAUGAACAUGACUACUUGCACGUAUUUAAAUAGCAUCAUACUAGAACUGAAUUUUGUCUUUAUUAUUUUUAAAGAAAAGUUUUGUAAAUUUCUCUAUUGUCUCAGUUUACAUUUUGUACAUUUGUAUUUAAAUGAAAGUCAGACUUUGGAGGUGUAUAUUUUCCAAGCAGCAGCUGUAAAGCCAUGUGUUUUAAGACAUUUUUUUAAAAGAAACAAAAUGUGACUCAAGACUUCCAGAGCCUCAAACGAGAAAUCAUUCUUUUUAGCAAUUCUAGAAAAUUCUUCAUAAAUCACUUUAUCAGACGGGGGUUUAUUGACAUGCAUUUUUAUGGAACAGUUUCUUCUUAAUUAUUUUACAUCUGUAUAUUUGGUUUACAGCAACACUGCAUACAUUUCUCCUCUUCAUUAGUUUGUAAUGUCUCGCAUUAAAUGCUAAAAGACAAGAUUUUGAUGCAUUCAAGAAUGCUACUUGCUAUGCUGAAGGUUUGUGAUGUCUUGGGACCAGCACAGCUGAGAUUUGCACUUAUGUUUUUAUUCCAUCAAAGGCUUUUUAGUUAGAAAGGGAGCCCUGUUUUAAGCUCUUUUCCUUCAGUAGUGUUUGUGCUG
Messenger RNA from Sturnus vulgaris (Common starling), 2714 nucleotides. RefSeq names its product G protein-coupled receptor kinase 5 (gene GRK5). Gene Ontology annotation, molecular function: G protein-coupled receptor kinase activity; ATP binding. Gene Ontology annotation, cellular component: cytoplasm. The record is from RefSeq and is a predicted model, not a curated record. Gene Ontology annotation, biological process: signal transduction; protein phosphorylation; regulation of signal transduction. NCBI's taxonomy places the organism in Eukaryota, Metazoa, Chordata, Aves, Passeriformes, Sturnidae.